Neolamprologus brichardi is the source of this 1149-nucleotide messenger RNA. RefSeq names its product zona pellucida-like domain-containing protein 1. The record is from RefSeq and is a predicted model, not a curated record. Lineage: Eukaryota; Metazoa; Chordata; Actinopteri; Cichliformes; Cichlidae.
AUGGCUCUUUACUGUUGUCUCCCCCUGCUGGUGAUGCUUUUGCAGCCUGUUCAGUGCCUCUAUAACUGCUCCUCUGAAUAUCAAAGGACCCCGGAAAACUCAGACCUAAUGGUUCAAUGUGGCACCAGCAUGAUUACCCUGGACAUCAAUCUAUGCACAGUUCAGUGGGCUGGCUUCAAUGCCACAGAGCUAGCACUGAAUGGGCAGUAUAGUAAUACAGCGUGCCAGGGCUCUGUGGACACCAGUGUGAACCCUCCGGUCGUCCAUUUCCAGCUUCCUGUCAACCAGAGUCAGGAUAACUCCUGUCGCCAGUCUCUGCAGAUUGUAGAUGAAAAGCCAGACCCUACAGGUCCCUUCAGCAGCUUCUUGAGUAUCCAGGCAGUUAUUACAGGAUACAUUAACACACCUAGAUCUGACCAGGGGCUGAUCAGCUACUCCACAGAUCUCUAUUACCACUUCUCCUGCCGAUAUCCACUGCAAUACCUUUUGAACAAUACACAGAUUACAGCCUCCUCAGUCUCUGUGGCAACCAGCAACAAUAAUGGGACCUUCAUCGAUUCACUCAAAAUGAGUGUUUUUAACGACUCCAACUAUAACUAUCCGUUAGUGGUGCCUGCAACAGGACUUGAGCUGCGAACCAAGAUAUAUGUGGAGGUCGAGGCUGAUAAUCUGACACAAAAUUUCAAUUUACUCUUGGAUCGUUGUUUUGCUACUCCAACUCCUUACAAUAUGUCACAGAGCAUGCAGUAUGACUUCUUCAUUGGCUGCGAUAUAGCUAACAGGACGACUGUGACGAGCAAUGGCGUCUCCACGGUUGCCCGGUUUAACUUUGAGGCCUUCCGCUUUGUUCAGCACCAUGACCAGGCAAAGUCCAGCAUCUAUGUGCACUGCAUGCUGAGACUCUGUGAGCCUAGCAAAUGCCAACAAAUUCAGAAUUGUGCUAAUAACAGAAGAAAAAGGUCUUUGGUUCCUUUUGGUAAAGAAAGCAGCGAAUCAACUACCAUUUCAGUCGGACCUCUUUACAUGGCUAAAGACUCUCCCAAUGCAGAAGACAGUAAUACCGUGACUUCAGGCAGCGAUGGCCAUAACAUGACAGGCCUGACUGUGUGCCUGCUGUCCUGCUGGGUCUUGGUGGCUGGUUUGUUCUGA